This is a messenger RNA of Corticium candelabrum, 930 nucleotides long. Its product is annotated as glutamate receptor 3-like. Lineage: Eukaryota; Metazoa; Porifera; Homoscleromorpha; Homosclerophorida; Plakinidae. Bases 37 to 765 code for a protein of 242 amino acids. The transcript is spliced from 2 exons. Gene Ontology annotation, molecular function: ligand-gated monoatomic ion channel activity; signaling receptor activity. Gene Ontology annotation, cellular component: plasma membrane. The record is from RefSeq and is a predicted model, not a curated record.
UUCUGUCUCAUUGUAGUUUCAACGUAUACAGCAAACAUGGCAGCUUUUCUCACCGUCAAGAGCUUUCCCGAAAGCAUCGAAUCCGUAGACGAACUAUCCAGGCAAACGCAAGUCAAGUAUGGCGUGACAAAACAAACGUCCGUUAGUGAUUUUUUUGAGCUAUCAUCUAUUGAAACGUAUCAUCGUAUGCACAACUAUAUGAGAACAACAGAUGGCGUCAUGAUGAAUACAACCCAAGAUGGAAUCAAUCGUGUAAAAAACAGCAAACCGGGGGAAUACAUUUUCAUAGGAAGCAAAGCUCUUCUUGAAUAUCCGUCGAGCCAGGAACCGUGCACGUCAAAAUUGGUAGGAGACACAUUCAACCGAGGUAGCUUCGGAAUAGCGAUGCCAAAAGGCAUGCCAUAUCUCAGAGACUUUUCUCUAGCAAUCCUCAAGCUGAAAGACAUGGGGAAACUAGAACAACUAGAAAGAAAGUGGUUGAAAAGUGGGCCCUGUUUGCAACAGAGUGAUGAUGACGAAUCGGACAAUCAAGAAGUUAAAAUAGCACAAAUGGCUGGAGUAUUUCUUCUCCUUAUUAUUGCUAUCUUGCUGUCGCUAUUGGUGGCGAUAGUAGAACGAUACGUGUGGCGAUGUAAAACAACAAAGCGACAACGACUGGGAUCCGUCAUCAAAAGAAAGAAUGAACACGUCAGGGAUCCAAAUCCUUCUUCAAACAAUAUAGUAAAUGGAAAUCAAAACGGCACGAUGAAAAUCCGGCCGGCCUAAGGCAAGAAUGAUAAAAUUACUGUUGACAAUAUCAUCUAAGGGUAUAAUUAACAUGUAGUCGUACGUUAUAGUACACUAACUUGUAAUGUAAGUAGAAACUCGACAAGCGUGAUUAAUAACAAUUGUCGAGGUUUGUAUCCGCUUAUAACUUAAACAGCAGAAUGG